This is a messenger RNA of Ziziphus jujuba (common jujube), 808 nucleotides long. RefSeq names its product 14 kDa proline-rich protein DC2.15. Bases 219 to 632 code for a protein of 137 amino acids. The record is from RefSeq and is a predicted model, not a curated record. The transcript has a single exon. NCBI's taxonomy places the organism in Eukaryota, Viridiplantae, Streptophyta, Magnoliopsida, Rosales, Rhamnaceae.
CACAAUACCAUAAUAGGCUUACUGUCAGGGAUCGGAGUUAUAAUGCCAGGUUGUGCUGGGGGCUUUUUUCAUUAUUUUAAGCCCAAAGAAACAAUUCCUUCAUCUAUAAAAGUCCUAAACUACCGCUUUAAAUAUCCAUCACAAGCCUAGUAUUAAUUCUCUUCAAAACACAAGCUUGUGCUUUCCAAGCCAUUUCGAACAACUUUUGGGGUGUUGAAAUGGCUUCUAAAGCUCAAGCAUCCACUGCCCUCAUCCUCACUCUCAACUUAAUCAUCUUCACCAUGGUGAGCUCGACUAAUGUCCCUUGCUCACCACCCUCAUCGGGUCAUGGCCAUCACUCUCCAGCAACUACACCAGCUGCUAAACCCGCCAGUUGUCCUAGGGAUACCCUUAAGUUAGGGGUAUGUGCCAAUUUGUUGAAACAAGAUUUAGUGCACCUUGUUAUUGGGAACCCACCCAAGACACCUUGCUGCAACCUCAUUGAAGGUUUGGCUGACCUUGAAGCCGCUGUCUGCCUUUGCACUGCCAUUAAAGCUAAUGUUUUGGGUCUCAACCUUGAUAUCCCCGUUUCAUUAAGCUUGCUUAUCAACUACUGUGGGAAGAAUGUCCCCUCGGAUUACCAAUGUGCUUAAUUAAUCAAAAUAUGUUUUAAUUAUUUUGUCCUGCUCUUUGAUGGAUGUUUUGUUGUUUUUCCAUUUGUUUUCCUCCUUAAUUUACUCAGUGUAUUUGUGGUGAUCUCUGGGAUUUUGUUUAUGGGUUGUUGCCCUAAACACAUGUCGUAAUAAUAUUCUUUGUAUUUUUAUUUGUA